AGUCGGUCGUGAAACGUCAUUGGAAAUUUUUGUGUUGAGUUUUUCGGUGACUGGUACUGCGGAAAACAAGUGAAAAAUUCAACAACGCGUAUCUAAUCAAUUUUAUCUGUUCCAUUCAAAUUCUGCACCACUCGAUUAUAGUCGUCUAAUUGAUACGUAGCAGUCGCCGAGCGCAGUGUUCCAAAGUGUUGUUCGGAGAUCGUGUUUUCGUUCGCGGUACCUUCCCUAAUCAAAGCGAACUUGUUGGCAGUUUUCGGUCUACCAAGAAGCUGACGUAGCAUCUUGCCUUUAGAUCAAGCUAGUUACGACUAAAGAUUUGGCUGAUACAUUUUUCGAAACCUUGGAUCACCACUAAUAAGACAAACAAACCGGGACGAAGAUUGAUGAACCUAAAAUCGAUUGAUAUUUUAUGCUAAUAGAAAAGGGCAAACAGGUUGAUAAUACGCAACCUCUGAGUGCAUGGAAACUGGAAGCUAGGAGCUAGCGAUUCAAUCGACGGUUCUUGUGAUAGUGAUAAAUGUUGAAUAGUUUGAUUAUAUAAAUUUGUUACCCGUAAAGCUACCUAAUAACUCGAAAAUGUCUGGAAAAAGUAUCAUGAACAAAUUCGUUAUCCGAAACAUGACCCGAGCGGCUGUUAGCUGUUCCUAUCUGUGCUUCUUCUACAUGGUUUUGCUCUGCCUGCUGGAUACGGCAGGGGUCGGUGCAAAUAAACUUCCGGAGGAGGACAUAUCAAUGGUAACGGAAAUCAACAAUCCUGCGGUGGACAGCAGUGGAAGCCCGACGGACAAGAAAACCGGCUCCGGUGGCUUUUUCAGUUCCGAUGUCGGUUUCGUGCAUGCGUUCAUCGCGUCGUUCUCGGUCAUUAUCGUCUCCGAACUGGGCGACAAAACAUUCUUCAUUGCCGCAAUUAUGGCGAUGCGCCACCCCCGGUUGACCGUAUUUACCGGGGCCAUCGCAGCGCUAGCCCUGAUGACUGUUCUGUCGGCCAUUUUCGGCAUGGCGGCCACAAUCAUCCCCCGGGUGUACACCUACUACAUUUCGACGGCUCUGUUUGCCCUGUUCGGAUUGAAAAUGCUCAAAGAGGGCUACUAUAUGUCCGCGACGGAAGCUGCCGAAGAGUUGGAGGAGGUGCAAUCUGAUCUGAGAAAACGUGAGGACGAGCUGAUACGCUCGAUGAGUGGCAGCCGCAAGGAGACGGUAGAGCUAGUGCCUUUGAACGACCACGACGACAGUAGCAAAGCAGCCGAUCUGACCGGGGGUGGUGGAAGCACCCUGAACGGAUCGAUCCACUCGCUGGUUUCGGGUGGACACGAUCUGCCUCCGAUGCAGCACCACCACCAUCAUCACCAUUCAGCGUCUUCUGCUGCGAUUCGCAUGUCCGCAUCAGCAUCCCAGCUGCCAGUCGCAUCGAAUCAUCAUCUCGCUAGUCUUCAUCACAGUGAUAGUAGUAAUAGUAUUAAUAGGAAUAAGCAUCAUGGUUCAUCGAAAAGCUUGGCGGUCACGUCGAGUGAACAGACUGAACAGCGCCAGAGGACACGGGCUGGUCCCGUCAAUGGAGGAGUGAUCCACGCGGUCGCCAACGGUGGAACAAUUAUUAGUGGCCUUACCGAGGGGAAAGAUAACGCAUGCGCUACCAAUUCCCUGGGCCAGAGCAAACGGGUUAGCAACAGAAUCGAAUCUCCUACUUUUUCAUUGCUCUCCUUCUUCAUUAUUUUGUUUUUGGUUUCAUCUAGUUUCGGCCAUAGUGAACUUACCAUGAAAACCAUCACUAUUAAGUUCUCUUCAAAGCUCCUCAAACUAAGUGCCGAUUUAAAUUGUUUUUUUUUCCUUUCUGUUGGGUUCCAACCAUUUUCCGUUUAAUCCACUCCGCACCCU
Molecule: messenger RNA, 1875 nt
Organism: Uranotaenia lowii
Lineage: Eukaryota; Metazoa; Arthropoda; Insecta; Diptera; Culicidae
Exons: 3
Coding region: 577-1860 (427 amino acids)
Biological process (GO): Golgi calcium ion transport; calcium ion transmembrane transport; manganese ion transmembrane transport
Cellular component (GO): Golgi apparatus
Molecular function (GO): calcium ion transmembrane transporter activity; manganese ion transmembrane transporter activity
Source: RefSeq, a predicted model, not a curated record